Hordeum vulgare subsp. vulgare (domesticated barley) is the source of this 1806-nucleotide messenger RNA. RefSeq names its product cytochrome P450 94B3-like. Bases 47 to 1639 code for a protein of 530 amino acids. Gene Ontology annotation, molecular function: oxidoreductase activity, acting on paired donors, with incorporation or reduction of molecular oxygen; heme binding; iron ion binding. The transcript has a single exon. The record is from RefSeq and is a predicted model, not a curated record. Lineage: Eukaryota; Viridiplantae; Streptophyta; Magnoliopsida; Poales; Poaceae.
CCCUACCUCCUUUGUUCUGACUAUAUUCACUAGAUCGGGAUACAGGAUGGUACCUUACAUGCUUUGCUUUCAGUUUGUGGCGUGUUGCCUCCUGUUUCUUCUCUACUUGCUCCGAUUUAGUUCUACCAGCAGCGCCGGCCAUGGCCCAAGAAGCUACCCGGUCAUCGGCUGCCUCGUCGCCUUCUACGAGAACCGGCGGCGCCUCCUCGACUGGUACACCGAGAUGCUGUCGGCCUCGCCCACCCAGACGAUCGUCGUUGACCGCCUGGGCGCGCGCCGGACCGUGGUGACCGCGAACCCGGCCAACGUCGAGUACAUCCUCCUGGGCAACUUCGGCAACUACCCCAAGGGGAAGCCUUUCACCGACGUGCUCGGCGACCUGCUCGGCAAUGGCAUCUUCAACGUCGACGGCGACAAGUGGUACGCCCAGCGGAAGCUGGUCAGCCACGAGUUCUCGGCGCGCACGCUCCGUGAACUGGAGAUUGCCGUGCUCGAGGCAGAGGCGCUCGACCGCCUCGUCCCGGCGCUGGACGCGGCCGCUGAGCCGGGCGGCGGCGCCGUCGACAUGCAGGAUCUCCUCCGCCGGUUCGCGUUCGACGUCAUCUCCCGUGUCUCGCUGGGCGUUGACCCGGGAUGCCUCGACCCGGCAUUGCCCGCGCCGAGGCUGGCCACCGCCUUCGACGCCGCCGCCGGCAUCAUCGCCAGGCGUGGGGCUGCGCCGCUGGCCGCCGUGUGGAAGAUCAAGCGCGCGCUGAACAUCGGCUCGGAGCGGCGGCUCCGCGAGGAGGUCAAGGUUAUCCACGAGGCCGUCAUGGAUCUCAUCCGGAGCCGCAAAAAGGAGCGCUUCCUGGUCAACGCCGGCGACGUGAGGAACGACCUGCUGUCGCGGAUGAUCGAUUGCGGCUACGCCGACGAGGAUAUCCGUGACAUGGUGAUCAGCUUCAUCAUGGCCGGGCGCGACACGACGUCGUCGGCGCUGACCUGGUUCUUCUGGCUGCUGAUGCGCCACCGGGACGUGGAGCGAGACGUCCUGGAGGAGAUCACGAGCAUGAGACGGGACAGCAGCAACGGCACCUACGCCGGCGAAGGCUUCGACCUCGACGACUUCCGCAGGAUGCGAGUGCUCCACGCCGCGCUUAGCGAGACGAUGCGACUGUACCCGCCGGUGGCGUGGGACUCGAAGCACGCGGCGGCGGCAGACGUGCUGCCGGACGGCACCCGUGUCGGGCUCGGCGACCGGGUCACAUACUUCCAGUACGGGAUGGGGAGGAUGGAGGCCAUCUGGGGCUCCGACGCCCGCGAGUUCAGCCUGGAGAGGUGGCUCACACUGCCGGCGGACGGCCUCGCGGCGUCUGGCGGCGUGUCUCCCUUCAAGUACCCGGUGUUCCAGGGCGGCCCGCGGACAUGCCUGGGCAGGGAGAUGGCCUUUGUGCAGAUGAAGUUCGUCGCCGGCGCCAUACUCCGUCGGUUCGAUCUCCGCCCCGUCGACGAGGGCCGCACGCCGGCGUUCCUGCCGCUGCUCACUUCCCAUAUGGACGGCGGGCUCAAGGUGACGGUGAGGAGGAGGAAGGUGGAGACCACAGGCAACGGCCUGCACGACGCAGCUACAGCCGAGAACCGAUCAUCUUCUUUUAGCUAGCUAGUGGUAAUUGGUAAAUGGUAACACCCUCGUGUAAAAAAGCAAAUAAUAUUCAUAUACAUCCACUUUGUACAUGUCCAUACAUACGAUGAUCAUAUGAAUCUGAUGUACACACAGGAAUGAAUUCAGAUCCCCACAGAAUAAAAAUUUCGAAUGAUUGCAUUAAA